CAUUACACCUGCAAUUCUGUUUAAUAUGACUGGUGGUGUAUCUAUUUGUACAAUCGAUUGUACUUUAUUUCGAGAUACUGAAACCUGAAUUUGUCAUCGACCGACGGAAGAUUGCUCAUUUCAACUAGAUUCUCGUCUUCUAUGUCACAAUGUUUGAUUGAGGAUGUGAGUUGGUGAGUCUUGGUGAUAUAGAAGUGGAACUGACGCUCAUUCUGUACCAAGUGACCCCCAGUUGAUCCCAGUUGACCUCCAAGUUGACCCCUCCAUCAUGAGGAUCCUACCAUCAAUGAGUUUAUCUGCUGCAGUCUUCAACUGCAUCAUUAUAAUAAGCAUUCAAUGUGUUGUUGGACAGGGUUCGUAUUCUGUGCGACUUGUUGGAGGAAGCUCUAGCUCAGAAGGCCGUGUUGAGGUGUAUGUAAACAAUGCAUGGGGAACAGUGUGUGAUGAUUAUUGGGACAUCGAUGAUGCUACAGUGGUGUGUACACAACUUGGCUACACAUACGCAUCAUCAGCUGAAACGGGAGCCUACUUUGGUCAGGGUAGUGGAGACAUAGUUAUGGAUGAUGUUGCUUGUACCGGCACAGAGACCAACCUCGCCCAAUGCUCAUUUUCAACAAAUCACAACUGUGGUCACGGUGAAGAUGCUGGUGUAGUCUGCAGUGGCACCUCGGAUGUGUAUUCUGUACGACUUGUUGGAGGAAGCUAUAGCUCAGAAGGCCGUGUUGAGGUGUAUGUAAAUGGUGCAUGGGGAACAGUGUGUGAUGACUACUGGGACAUCAAUGAUGCUACAGUGGUGUGCAGACAACUUGGCUAUUCAAGUGCAGUAUCAGCCAAAUCGUCAGCCUACUUUGGUCAGGGUAGUGGAGACAUAGUUAUGGAUGAUGUUGAUUGUACCGGUUCAGAGACCAACCUUGCCCAAUGCGCAUUUUCAACAAGUCCCAACUGUGGUCAUAGUGAAGAUGCUGGUGUAAUCUGCAGUGGCACCUCGGUUGAAGAUUGGUUUGCUGUGCGACUGAAUGAUGGAAGCUAUAGCUCAGAAGGCCGUGUUGAGGUGUAUGUAAACGGUGCAUGGGGAACAGUGUGUGAUGAUGAUUGGGACAUCGAUGAUGCUACAGUGGUGUGUACACAAGUUGGCUAUACAUAUGCAGUAUCAGCUAAAACGGGAGCCUACUUUGGCCAGGGUUAUGGAGACAUAGUUAUGGAUGAUGUUGCUUGUACCGGCACAGAGACCAACCUCGCCCAAUGCACAUUUUCAACAUAUCACGACUGUAGUCACGGUGAAGAUGCUGGUGUGGUUUGCAGCAAUUUUUACGUUGGUACAGAAUAUGAUGUGCGUCUUGCGGGUGGUACUCGCAAUUCAGAAGGGCGUGUUGAGGUUCAUGCAAACGGUGCAUGGGGAACAGUGUGUGAUGACGAUUGGGGCAUCAAUGAUGCUACAGUGGUGUGUAGACAGCUUGGCUUCUCUGGUGCAACAUCAGCCAAAUCUUCAGCCUACUUCGGGCAGGGUAGCGGGGAAAUAAUUCUGGACAAUGUCGCCUGCACUGGCUCAGAGAGUAACAUUGGGUCGUGUUCAUCAAGCAGUCCUAACUGUGACCAUAGCGAAGAUGCUGGUGUCAUCUGCAUUGAUGACGAUUAUCCUGACUAUUACGGAUUAUCUGGAGCAGCUAUAGGAGGUAUUAUUGUUGGAGGUGGAAUUGGCGUAGUUGUUCUCAUCGCAGUUCUCUGUGUCUGCUGUUCACAAAAAACCACAACCCAGGCACGAGGCAAUUCAGUACAAACGCAGAACCAGUCGGUCACAGUUCAUGCAAGGUCCGGUGUGACUAACAUAGCCUACGUCGAUUCUUCAUCAGUGUACUACAAUCCAUCCCAACCGACUGUGACCUUUAACCCAACACCCCAAGGGGCGGCACCCCCUCCAUCCUACGGUGAUGUCAUUGCAAUGCCUAACAAUUACCCAAAGGUCCAAUCCAAUAAUAUAUUUACAGUUGGUGCCAUAAACCCAGGUGUUACACAACCUGCCCAAGGUGCUGUGUAUAAUCCACCACCUAGUCAGGGUACUGCCCAACCCUAUGGUGCGGUACCCCAGCGCUACCUACCACCUAGUCAGGCAGCGGCACCCUACCCACCACCACCGGGUGACACUACCACAUCUUUCUACCCAGCUCCAAAUGAGACACCUUACCCGUUACCAGUGGAAACACCUGAGCGCCUAUAAAACCAAGAGCAGCUAGGGACAAAAUAAAAACGCCAACAAAUCCUUCACCAUCUGUGCCACAUGGUUCUUUCAUGGACCAAAUCAUUUAUCUUGACGAGGUCGUGUCUUUGAUGAAAGUGGUUAUUGUCUUCAUGGAGUCAUUCACAUUUUUUAAAAGAAUUUGUUUUUAAUUUUCCAGUUGGGUGGUAGGGGAAUAUCCAUGUCAGUUUUGUGUUGUGAACAGAAAUUCAAAUUAUAAGGAUCUAUGUAUUUGUCAUGUAAGACAAAUACUUAAUUCUUUCUGUAGUGCUUUGUCACAGAAUAGCCCAGAUUUCACCCUUUGAUUACAUUCUGUGACAUUGCACUCACAUGCAUUGAAUAUUUGUAUAAUAUAGGAGUCCUAUAAUAAAUGUUCAAGGCAUCCUGCAUUCGGCCAGUGAAUCAUGGCAGGAUAACGUAUGACGCAUCCACAAAUCAUUGACAAUGAUCUAUGCCUUGAGUGUUCACUGGUGGAUAACAAAUGUCAUGUUGUAUAUUCCAUGUUGGAAAAAUAAUGUGUGAAUGAGUAAAUUUUAAAGGAACAUGUUGCCUUGGAUCGGUCGAGUUGGUCUUUGAAAAGCGUUUGUAACCGUUUGUUAUACAA
This is a messenger RNA of Asterias rubens (European starfish), 2837 nucleotides long. Its product is annotated as deleted in malignant brain tumors 1 protein-like. The record is from RefSeq and is a predicted model, not a curated record. NCBI's taxonomy places the organism in Eukaryota, Metazoa, Echinodermata, Asteroidea, Forcipulatida, Asteriidae. Bases 269 to 2215 code for a protein of 648 amino acids. The transcript has 8 exons. Gene Ontology annotation, cellular component: membrane.